This is a messenger RNA of Culicoides brevitarsis, 3869 nucleotides long. It is a transcript of the gene Dis3l2, whose product is annotated as DIS3-like exonuclease 2. Gene Ontology annotation, molecular function: RNA binding; 3'-5'-RNA exonuclease activity. The transcript has 4 exons. Lineage: Eukaryota; Metazoa; Arthropoda; Insecta; Diptera; Ceratopogonidae. Bases 111 to 3743 code for a protein of 1210 amino acids. Gene Ontology annotation, biological process: miRNA catabolic process; mRNA catabolic process. Gene Ontology annotation, cellular component: P-body. The record is from RefSeq and is a predicted model, not a curated record.
UACGCUUAAAAUCGCUUUAGAUUUACAAAAUCACUGUAAAAUUUGUAAAUAUUCUAAAUCUACACGAGUUUAAGCUUAAAUUUAAUGCAAAAACCUGUCAAAGUUCAACAAUGAACGCAAAUGAUGAAGUAACAAAGUCGACCGCGACGUCGACAGAAGAAAACAAAGCAGCAACAGAGGUCAGCGAACCCUCAACCGAAACGUUCAAAGGUAAAAACUGUGAUGUCCUGCGUUAUAGUGUGUCGUUUUUGCUUGAUAUGCGUUUCAAAUGCGAGAAAUUUGCACCUUCUGACGAGUUGGUUCUGAAAUUAGUCCAUUUUCGAAUCCAAGCUUGUCACACGAAAGAAUCGACACAAAUCAAUUUAUCGUCUUCGCACUUAGAUAUGCUGAUGGAUGAGGAUUUGCAACAAAUUGUCAAGAAAUAUGAAUCGGAACGAGCAAAGUCAUCGUCAGCAGAGUCAAAUUUGGAGUCGAAAACGGAAAAUGUUGAGUUGUCAAGUUUGCAUCUCAAUAUGUUGAUGGACAAAGAUCUAUUUCGAGUUGUGACGAAAUACGAGCUGACUCGUAAAUUGUUGGCGGAUGAAAUUACAACAAAGAAAGAACCGAAAUGGUUGUUAAAGGAUACGGAAUGGACAAAAUCAAAGCCCGGGACAUCAUCAGAGUCGCCCAAAAAGUCGGAUUAUUUGCUAAAUUUGGUUAAAAACAACAAACCAACAAAUUUGACGUCGCUUUCUUCCAUCGAAGAGCAGAUGACACGAGAAGCGAAAGCUGAAUUCCUCAAAAAACAGAUUCAGGUAAACAUCAAAGUAGCAAAUGCACAACUUGAAAGGAUCAAAAAGGCACACAAGGAACGCACGAAUGCAAAAGAACCCAAAAUUCAAAGCAAUAUUGCCCCAACUGCCAAUGAAAUUGCGAAAAAGGAGACAGUUCGUUCUCGUACAGAGUCCCAAAGUUCUUCGAAUACGUCGAGCUCAACGAAAAAACGCAAAAAUAAGGCGGAAAAAUUGGUUCAGAAGCCAUUGUCGAUCAAUAGCAGUCCUCUCACGAAGGAAGAAUACUUGAUUUUGUCGAUGUUGAUGUUAAACACGCCAAUUGAACGUGAACAAUAUCUCAUCAAAAUCGCAAAAGAACGAAAUUUAUUGCAAAAACAUUCAUCAAACAGCAAUAUUCUCGUCAUGAAUCCCAAAUACGGAGGGAUUCUUCCAACUAUUCGAGAACAGGCGAAACAAAAUAUUGAUCAGAUGGCGCCUUGUGUCUUGCAAGUCAAUGGGCAACAACGACUUGUAUCGAAAAAUGGGGAACAAACGACUUCAAAAGCUCGAAUGAUUGUCAAGAACGGAGAAAAAGUCAUGUUGAAUGGAGCGGCAAAAGAUUCAAAAUCCGAACGAGAAUCCGAGGAUAAAAAGCGAAAAUUCAAAGUUGACAGUAUCAAAAAGGAACUUUCGUACCAAGAACAAGUCAUGCAAAUUGUAAAUGAAGUUGAAGAGCUUCCAGAAGAUCCGUCAUUGCUAAAACAUAACUUUAAGAUGCCCCGAUUUCCCGUUAACGAUGCCAAAUAUCAAGAAAAUGUUGAUAGUUUUGUGAAAAAGCUCGUUUCGGAAAACGCGGGACAUUUGCACAAAGGCGAAAUUCGUAUCAACGCUAAAAAUUACGGACAAGCCUUCGUUUGUGACAAAGAAGCUCGUGAUGUGUUCAUUGGUACGCCAUGUCUUCGUCGUUUCGCAUUACAAGGAGAUGUAGUUGAAAUUUACGUUCAUCACGGCGUCGAAGUAGAAGUGCCCGAAUCUCCGAACGAUUUGAAUGUAAGUCGAAGCGAAUGUGAAGGAGGCGCCGCUAAUGUUGAAGUCGAAGCAACUGCGCCGACAAAACCAAGGAAACUUGGAUUCGUUACGCGCAUUAUUCAGAAGAAGCAUAAUCGACAAUGCAUCGGAACAUUUUCAGAAACAUUUUCGAAAGAAACCAAAAUGGCAAGAUUCGUUCCGCGUGACAUCAAAAUGCCUGUAAUUUAUAUUCCGAAGCAAAAUUGGCCAAAUGCGUUGUUGUUGAAUGAUCCAAAAGACGUUGAAAAAGUUGUAUAUCUUGCGGAAAUUAUCGAAUUCAAAGGCGAAAAGGCGAUUGGAAAUAUUUUAAAGCCUCUUGGAAAGUGCGGCGAACUUGAAGUUGAAAACGAAGCAAUUCUCGUACAAAAUAAUCUUGACAUCACACCAUUUUCGGAACACAUUAUCAAUCAAUUACCGAAAUCUCCUUUCGUUAUACCCGAAGAAGAGUAUGCGAAACGAGAGGAUUUACGAAAAACGACAAUUUUCACUAUUGAUCCGCUUACUGCACGUGACCUGGAUGAUGCACUUUCAUGUAAAAAGUUGGAAAAUGGAAAUUAUGAAAUUGGAGUUCAUAUUUCCGAUGUGACUUAUUUCUUGAAAGAAGGUACAGAACUUGAUGAUUUGGUUAAAGAGAAGGCAACUACGAUUUAUAUGGUUGAUAAUGUGUAUCAUAUGUUACCAAAGCCUCUGUGCUUUUUGUGUUCAUUGCUUCCGGGCGAAGAUAAGUUUGCAUUUUCGGUCUUUUGGGAGAUGAAGGAAGACACGACGAUCGUGAAAACGAGAUUUGCUCGCACAAUUAUCAAUUCUUGUACACAAUUUGCAUACGAGCAUGCACAAAAAAUCAUCGAUUUGCCCGAUGAUUCUCCAUUAGACGAAAAAGAUUUUCCUCAAAUUGCUAACGGAGUGUCGUUGAAAGAAAUUCAAGGCAUCAUUAAAGUGUUACAGCGAUUUGCAGUCAAGUUGAGGGAAAAACGGAUGGCAAAUGGAGCUUUGAAAAUCGAUCAACCCAAAUUAAGCUUCCGUUUGGAUCCAGAAACAGGAAAACCCGUGAGUUACAGCGUGUAUGAACUAAAAGAAGCGAAUCGUAUGAUCGAGGAUUGGAUGUUUUUAGCAAAUUGUUCUGUGGCAGCGUUUAUCUUCAAAUAUAAGCCUAAACACAGCAUUUUACGAAAUCAUUCAAGACCGAGUGACAAUGCGAUGGAUAAUUUGGAAAAUACGUUGAAGAAAUUCGAUUAUGUCUUGAAUGGAAGAACGUCGACAGAGUUGAGAGAUACGAUGGAACAAAUUAUUAAUGCAAGUGCCUCGCCUGAUGGAGCAAGAACAGUUAUGAAUGUUUUGUUGUCAAAACCGAUGCAACGUGCAAAAUACUUUUGCAGCGGAACAGCAACCCAAUUGGAAGAUUUCUACCAUUUCGCACUCGCCGUCAAAAUGUACACACAUUUUACAAGUCCGAUUCGUCGUUACGCUGAUGUUAUGGUUCAUCGUACACUCGCAGGCAUUUUGGAAUAUGCUCCUCCAAGUAAUCGAAGCACGGAAGAACUUCAAAAUCUCGCGAAUAUUUGCAACAUGCAAAAGUACAAUGCAAAAAAUGCCGGAGACGAGUCCUCAGAUUUGUAUUUCCGCACGUAUUUGAAUCAAGUAAAGAGUAUCAAGACCCGCGCUGCUGUAAUUUCGCUCGGAACAUACAGUUUGGAAGUUGUUUUGAUGCAAACGGGACAUACUGUUAAAAUAUUUUACAAGUACCUCGAGCCUCAUACGAAAGUAAUUGCGGGACAAGGAGAGAAAAUCACAAAAGUGUUAAUGUUCUGGCCUACAAAUGCUGACAUCAAACCACGCAAAAUAACACUUUUCAGUGAAUUAGUUGUCGAAGUCACAACUCAAAAGAUGAAAUUGGCUAUCAAUCGUGUUUUUCCUGAAGACUGAAUAAUAUCGUAACAAAAAAACAAAAAGCUGCUUUAACAUGAAAUUUUUAUUGAUAUUUAUUUUUCUUGAAAAAAAAAAUGACAAACGAGUAAAAAAUUUAUUAAAAAACAGAAAUACAAAAAGUUA